AUGAUGGCCUGGAAGCCACUGCGAGUCUCCGCAUCUGCGGGCGCGCAUCUGCCGCCUCUCCUAAUAUCUACGAACUUCACGAAUGAUUCGUACACAAUCUAUCUCAGCGACCUGACGAGUAUCUGGAGUGAAUCUUUGGAGCGUGCAGCCAUUAUACGCCGCAGUCGGGAGGAAAGUACGAGCAUUGAUCCGAGUGACGCAGCUCAGUUCAAAAUAUUUCGGGACAAGAUCAAGUUGGGGCUGGAAGGAGGAAAGGACACAACAUUAGCUUUGAGCAUAUUGGCCGACCCGAGCCGACCCUCUCUUGUCCUUAACGUUACCGUCAAUCUUCCAGGUGGUCUUCCGCCGUUGGACUGGCCGAUCCGACUUGCUGCUGGACCCCAAUGCAUGUUAACGGGUCAGUUGAUCAAACCUCUGUUGCAGGCACAGCAUGAACGGAUCCAGGAGGCGAAUAGCUUGGUGGACAUCUUGAAAGACAAGGACCAUGUCAUACAAAAGUUGUUGGACAAGUUGGAAAGCCAGGGAACGGAACUGUCUCAAGUGUUCCCACAGGCUGCAGGCAAGGUGGGACGCAAAGUGGACAGGAAGAAGGCUGCGGAAAGGGUGAAAGGUCUGGCUCAGUUCGACGUGGGGAGUUGGAAGGAAGGCCUGGACUAUGCCCAAUCGCCAGAUACGACACAGCUGAUUGCCAACAUCUUUGGGGCUAGCGCUGAUGCUCUGCCCCUCCGCGGAGGCGAUGAGAUCUCUGAGGAGGAUACCGAAGAGUGGUGGGACAACAUCAAGGGCAUUACCGUGAAUUUGGUAACAGGCAAGAUCUCAACAAGGGGGCCUUCAAAGGCAAGUAGAAGGACAACGCCAUUGUCGAAAAUACCACCACCACUUCCGAAGCAAGAAUCCACUAAUGAUGAUGACGCUUUCCAAACUCAAGCUACACCACCUCGAAGCUCGAAUGCGAAAGUAUCAGCGCCGAAAGCAAAGGUUGAGACUUCUUCCGAUGAUGAUGACCUUGAUGCUCCUUCUCAGCGGUCCACAAAGCGUUCCAAAAUUCCCGACAGCUUUCCGAAAUCUCCUUCUCCCCAUCUAAAAGCACCUUCACUAAAGGUGGUAAAAAAGUUUGGCAAUUUAGGCGGUGAGAAAGCCGCACCUGCACCAUCUCCACCCACGAAAGAGGAUGAAAGCACAGAUGACGAGGAGCCAAUACCUCUACCAAAGUCUACCAAGAAAGCUUCACCACAGGUCAUAGUCCCCGACGAUGAAGUUACAGAAAAUGACGACGAACACACCUCACCCCCACCAAAAGCCGCACCCCAAGCACGUUCACCGUCCCCAGAACCUGUCCCCAAACCACAAAAGAAAUUCGGCAAAAUAGGCGGCAAGAAAGACACCCCUCCACCCCCAACACCCGAAUUAGAACCCGACGACGAACCCGAACCGUCACCACCCCCAAAAGCCGCCACCCCGCCAGCAACCAAGGCCAAGAAACCGAAAUUCGGCCAGAUAGGCGGCAAGAAGAAGACCUCCGAAUCAACACCUGUACCGGAAGAAAGCGUCGCAACAUCACCAGCGCCAAAGGCUGGCAUAAAGAGAAAGCUCGGAGCAAUCGGACACAAAGCUGUCAAGGCUGAACCAUCUUCGCAAAACCCUGAAGAGGAUAUUAGAGGUCGAGCUCCUACCAAGGAAGAGACUCCACCGCCCAGAGAGACGUCUGAAGACAGGGCAGAUAGGAAGCGCGAACAGCUGAAACGGGAGUUAGAGGAGAAAGCCAAGGCGCCCGUGAAGAAGAAGCGGAAAUUUUGA
This is a messenger RNA of Mollisia scopiformis, 1797 nucleotides long. Its product is annotated as XLF-domain-containing protein. The record is from RefSeq and is a predicted model, not a curated record. Gene Ontology annotation, cellular component: nucleus; DNA ligase IV complex. NCBI's taxonomy places the organism in Eukaryota, Fungi, Ascomycota, Leotiomycetes, Helotiales, Mollisiaceae. Gene Ontology annotation, molecular function: DNA end binding. Gene Ontology annotation, biological process: double-strand break repair via nonhomologous end joining. The transcript has a single exon. Bases 1 to 1797 code for a protein of 598 amino acids.